AAGAAACAGCCAUCAUGUCUUUAUCACAUGUAAAUACUCAAUACCCUCCAAAAAAAAAAAUACCCCUUGUGUAUUUCUUUUUUGAUUAUUUUUCUUGUUCUUGAUUUGUUUUUAUAGAUGUGAACAUAAAGUUCCCCCUUCUAUUUUUCUUUCAAGUUCAAGCAGUAUAAUUCGCUUUCUUACCUAAAUUUAUAUUCUUUCUUGUUCUUCAUGAGCAAGGAAAAAGAAAGCAAAUUGAUUUUAGAGUUCUUCUGAUUCUUUCUAAUUCCUGUUGAAGGAAAGAAAGAGAGGAGAGAAAGUAACUGAUUUUCAUGGAAGAUUCAUUUGAUGAAGAUUGUGAUUAUCUCUUUAAAGCGGUUCUGAUUGGAGACUCUGCGGUUGGGAAAUCAAAUCUGCUUUCAAGGUUUGCAAGAAAUGAAUUCCGAUUGGAUUCUAAACCCACCAUAGGGGUGGAAUUUGCUUAUAGGAAUAUAAAGAUUGGUGAUAAGCUCAUCAAAGCUCAAAUUUGGGACACUGCAGGACAAGAAAGAUUCAGAGCAAUAACUAGUUCAUACUACCGUGGAGCACUUGGAGCUUUGCUUGUCUAUGACAUAACCAGAAAUGCAACCUUCGCUAACGUGAAAAAAUGGCUGAAAGAGCUUAGAGAGUUUGGGAAGCCAGACAUGGUGGUGGUUCUAGUAGGGAAUAAAUGUGAUCUGGGUCAGACCAGAGAAGUUGGUGAAGAAGAAGGGAGAGAAUUUGCAGAGAAAGAAGGUCUGUGUUUCAUGGAAACUUCAGCUUUAGAGAAUGUGAAUGUGGAAGAAGCUUUCUUGCAUAUGAUUAACAAAAUCCAUGAAAUCACAAGCCAGAAGAGUUUGGAAGCUAAAAUUUUGAAUGAUAACACUACAAAGAGUCUUCUUGCUGCUAAAGAGAUUGUCCAUAUUGAUCAUGAAGUAACCGCUACUAAACAAACAACUUGUUGCUCUGCUUGAAAAAUUUUCCCAUUUAUUUGUAUAGGUGAAAAUUUUGAAGCUAUAUCUUCCUUCUUUUUUUUUUUUUAUGUUAAAUUGAUAUAAUAUUAAUACCCUUUCCUUCCUUUA
This is a messenger RNA of Ziziphus jujuba (common jujube), 1079 nucleotides long. Its product is annotated as ras-related protein RABA6b. The coding region runs from base 312 to 971 and encodes 219 amino acids. Gene Ontology annotation, molecular function: GTPase activity; GTP binding. The record is from RefSeq and is a predicted model, not a curated record. Gene Ontology annotation, cellular component: endosome. NCBI's taxonomy places the organism in Eukaryota, Viridiplantae, Streptophyta, Magnoliopsida, Rosales, Rhamnaceae. The transcript is spliced from 2 exons.